AUGCAACCGGUACUGAAGGAGACGCUGCUGUUCCUGCUCGCAGGCGUGCUCGAGAUCGGUGGCGGCUACGGCGUAUGGGUCUACGCCAAGCAGAGCGAGAGGGCGUCCGCCAUGUACAUCGCGUACGCCGUCCUCGGGUCGAUCGCGCUCGUCGCGUACGGCUGGGCCCAGACGCUGCAGUCGAUCGACUUUGGGCGCCUCUACGCUGUCUACGGCGGGUAUUUUAUUUUACUAAGUCUUCUCUGGGGCUGGGCCGUCGCUGGCGUCAAACCCGACGUCGGCGACUGGGUCGGCGCGUCCAUCGCCUUUGCCGGCGUCCUCAUCAUGCUCUACUGGCCUCGGUCCUAA
Messenger RNA from Saprolegnia parasitica CBS 223.65, 348 nucleotides. RefSeq lists its product as hypothetical. Gene Ontology annotation, cellular component: membrane. The record is from RefSeq and is a predicted model, not a curated record. The transcript has a single exon. The coding region runs from base 1 to 348 and encodes 115 amino acids. NCBI's taxonomy places the organism in Eukaryota, Oomycota, Saprolegniomycetes, Saprolegniales, Saprolegniaceae.